This is a messenger RNA of Magnusiomyces paraingens, 1251 nucleotides long. RefSeq lists its product as uncharacterized. Gene Ontology annotation, cellular component: GID complex; cytoplasm; nucleus. The coding region runs from base 1 to 1251 and encodes 416 amino acids. The record is from RefSeq and is a predicted model, not a curated record. Lineage: Eukaryota; Fungi; Ascomycota; Dipodascomycetes; Dipodascales; Dipodascaceae. The transcript has 2 exons. Gene Ontology annotation, biological process: proteasome-mediated ubiquitin-dependent protein catabolic process. Gene Ontology annotation, molecular function: ubiquitin protein ligase activity.
AUGGCAUUUGGCGACAAUUUACUCCAGCUUGAAGAGCCUCUUUUAAGAGUGCCAUGUGAAUCCAUGCGCAAGACGUUCAAAACAGCGCAGCGGGUUCUCGAAAAGAACAUUGAACUAACAUCAGCAACAUGCAAAUCACUCAACAAGUCAAAAAAAUCAGAGGACAUUGACAUGACAAGAGAAGCAGUUAAAGAGAAUGCGCAGCAGGCUGUUGCACAAGUUGAUGGUAUGAUUUUACGGAUGCAAGGACUCAAGCGUAAGAUGGAACAGAUUCAAGAGGAGCAGCAAACCCACUUGGCCACUACAAAAGCCCGCAUAGAUUUCCUAGAUAAACUUUCAGACCCACAAAUGACCGACAUGGAUAGCGAUGCAUACAAGCAGUGGUCACGAACACGCGUAGAAAUGCUGGUAGCAGACUACUGCUUACGGGAUGGAUGCCUCAAGACCGGACUGGCACAUUGCAAGAACUUGGAUAUUGAGAAGCUGGUGGACAUUGACGAGCUGACUGAGUGCCAUCGUAUUGAAGAGAGUUUGCGUAAAGACCAUCAAAUAACAGCGUGCCAGGCAUGGUGUCAGGAAAACAAGCAGUUUUUGAAAAAGGUCCGCUCUGGGCUCGAAUUUGAAAUCAAGCUACAACAGUUUAUCGAGCUGGCACGCGCCAACCGCAAGACUGAGGCCAUCCAGUAUUACCGCCAACAACUGGUCAAAAAUUACUCCGAAACACACCUGGCUGUUCUCCAGCAAGUAUCUGCUCUACUAGCCUUCCCGCCAGACCAGGAUGUGGAACACUAUGCACACUUUUAUGCAGACGAGCGCUGGGACUCCCUCGCACGUAUGUUUGUUGAAACAUUCCAAGAUCUGCAUGGACUGCCCACACGAUCAGCUCUUGUACGGUAUGUGGCAACAGGUAUAUCUGCUCUCAAGACUCACUCUUGCAGGGUCUAUGUGGAAGGAGAAGAGGAAGCUCCUCCAAAAAAGACUGCCAAAAUCCCAAGAGACUUGUCGCGGGCCCAUAUGUGUCCAGUAUGUUCUGUGGAACUGAGACGGCUAGCUGCAUCAUUGCCUUAUGCGAUGCAUGUCACUUCACGGCUGGAACCGGACCCCGUUGUACUGCCCAACAAUCGCAUCUAUGGGUUGGCCAAGUUGUUAGAGUACUCGAAGCGGGUGACUGGAGACACCGACAAGAUUGUAGAUCCGGUGACAGAAGAGACAUUUGGUGCGCACGUGUACUCAAUGGUUUAUCCUACAUGA